GUUUGUGUUCUCUUCUGUUUGCAGGGCCUUAUAUGCUGGGCACCGGUCUGCUCCUGUACAUGCUGUCUAAGGAAAUUUACGUAAUCAAUCACGAGACCUUUGCUGCCGCUUCAAUCGGUGCAGUCAUCAUUUAUAGCAUCAAGAAGUUUGGGCCCAGUGUAGCCGCCUUCGCCGAUAAAAUCAAUGAGGAUAAAGUGUCAGAGGCUCAGGAAGUGAAGGAUCAGGCCAUGGGUAGCCUAGCUCAAGGCAUUGAGGAUGAGAAGAAGGAGCAGUGGAGAGUGGAAGGAAGACACAUGCUCUUUGAUGCCAAGAGGAACAAUGUGGCUAUGCUGCUGGAGACCAAUUACAGGGAGCGGCUGCACAUGGUGACCAAUGAGGUGAAGAAGAGGCUGGACUACCAGGUGGAGCUUCAGAACCUGCACCGCCGCAUGGAGCUGGAGCACAUGGUGAACUGGGUCGAGCAGAGCGUCAUAAAGAGCAUCACCCCACAGCAGGUACAGGGAAUGUGGUCACUCCAUUGACGCUUUAUUGUAUUUAU
Sinocyclocheilus grahami is the source of this 538-nucleotide messenger RNA. RefSeq names its product ATP synthase F(0) complex subunit B1, mitochondrial-like. Gene Ontology annotation, biological process: proton motive force-driven ATP synthesis. Lineage: Eukaryota; Metazoa; Chordata; Actinopteri; Cypriniformes; Cyprinidae. The transcript has 3 exons. Bases 33 to 521 code for a protein of 162 amino acids. The record is from RefSeq and is a predicted model, not a curated record. Gene Ontology annotation, molecular function: proton-transporting ATP synthase activity, rotational mechanism.